AUGAAGUUGGAUGUCAUUCAACAAAACAUUGAUAAGGACCCGUCUAAUGGUGAUCUACGGGCCGAGGAGACUGCUACUAACCGUGAAUUACAGGAUGCUUUGUUGGAUGAGGAGCGGUUCUUAAAACAAAAAUCUAAGGUGGAUUGGCUAGCUGCGGGUGACAUGAAUACUGCUUUUUUUCAUUCUUCUUUGAAAGCCAAAAAUCAUUUUAGCAGAAUUGAUGUUAUUAGUGAUUCGGGAGGGACUCUCUAUGAGGGUGACAUGGUGUAUAAAGCUUUUGUUCAGCAAUAUGAAAAAUUUUUUGGUUCUCAGGGUGACAUAUCGCUUGAGCCGGCUCCGGAUUUAUUUCCGAAAAGGUUAUCCCAUGAUGUUGCUACUUAUAUGGUUAGACAGAUAACGGUGGAGGAGGUCAAGAAGGCGAUGUUUUCUAUUGAUUUUUUUGAUACUGGUAACCUGCUCCGGGAAUUGGAUCAUACUCUUAUUGUGCUUAUUCCUAAGGUUUCGACUCCGUUGCUUGUUACGGACUUUAGGCCGAUUGCUUGUUGCAAUGUUUUCUACAAAUGCAUCAGUAAGAUUAUUGCAGAAAGAAUAAAGGGAGCUCUUGAUAAUAUUGUCAGCAUAAACCAGUCUGCCUUUGUUCCGGGACGAAAGAUUUCGGAUAACAUUCUUUUAACGCAAGAAUUAAUGCAUAAUUAUCAUAGAGAUGUGGGUCCUCCAAGAUGUGCAUUUAAAGUUGAUAUUCAGAAAGCUUAUGAUACAGUAGAUUGGAGGUUUCUUAAAAGUGUGCUGAUUGGUUUUGGGUUUAACAGUAAGAUGGUGGAGUGGAUUAUGCUAUGUGUGUCUACUACCUCUUUUUCGGUUUGUGUUAAUGGUGCAGUGCAUGGUUUUUUCAAGGGUAAUCGUGGGCUAAGGCAAGGAGAUCCAAUGUCUCCUUAUUUAUUUACUCUUGUUAUGGAGGUCUUAACGGGUAUUCUUCAUCAUUCGGUCCGAAUUGAUUCUUCUUUCAAGUUCCAUAACAGAUGUGAAAGGCAGCGGAUUAUUAAUCUGUGUUUUGCGGAUGAUUUAUUUCUGUUUGCUAGAGGAGAGGUGAAUUCGGCUAGGUGUAUUAUGUCUUCUCUCUCGAAAUUUACAAAGAUGUCGGGGUUAGUGCCUAGUAACCAGAAAAGUACUGUUUUCUUUUGUAAUGUAAAGAAUCAGGUCAAACAAGCUAUUCUGGAUAUUAUGCCUUUUACAGAAGGAAAGUUACCUGUGAAGUACUUGGGGGUGCCCCUGAUUUCUGCUAGGAUUGGUUAUAAUGAUUGUCGUGUGCUUGUUGAAAGAUUAGAAAAGCGAAUUAUGCAUUGGAGGAAUAAGCUUUUAUCGUUUGCAAGAAGGCUUCAACUUAUUAUCUCUGUGCUCUCUUCAAUGCAUAUUUAUUGGUCUUCGGUCUUUAUCUUGCCAGCUCGGAUUAUUCAGGAAUUAGAAGCUAAAAUGAGAAAUUUCUUAUGGUCUCAGGAUUCAUCUUUCAAUAAAGGUAAAUCAAAAGUUUCUUGGAAAUUGGUAUGUACGCCUAAAUAUGAAGGGGGUUUGGGUAUUAGGCGUAUUGGGGAUAUGAAUAAAGCUCUGAUGUCGUCUCAUAUUUGGAGUAUUGUCUCCAAUCGUGAGUCUCUGUGGGUUAAAUGGGUUCAUUCCUAUCAUUUAAAACAUAAGAGCUUCUGGAUUUGUAAAACGCCUACGAAUAGUUGUUGGUCUUGGCGAAAACUUAUUCAGAUGAGGCCUUUAAUUAGAAAUCAUAUAUGGUCGGAGCUAGGGAAUGGUGGUAAUACUUCAGCCUGGUUUGAUUAUUGGAGUGAGUUGGGCGAUUUUAUAUCGCCAAGAAAUAUUUCUGAUGCUGAUUUUAGAUUGGACAACCGGGUGGCCGAUGUGUAUGCUGAUGGUUCUUGGUUGUGGCCUACUGCUUGGAGGGAUAUUUUUCCUGUUCUUAAUCAGAUUGAUCAUGUUCAUUUAGAUCCCUUGAAAGUUGACAGAUUGUUAUGGAAAGAUGGUAGUGACAUUAACGAAUUUUCUUCUUCUGGUGUUUGGCACUCUCUUCAGCAUAGAGAACCGGAAGUGGAUUGGUGUAGCAUUGUUUGGUUUGCCCGGUGUAUCCCUAGACACGCAUUCAUGAUAUGGUUAAUUAUGAAAGGUAAGCUCCUUACGCAAGAUAAAAUUCUGCAAUGGGAUUUAUCUAGAAGAAAAAACAUGAAUAUGAUGUGCUGUUUAUUGUGCUAUGAGAAUGUUGAUUCUCAUCCGCACCUAUCUUUUGAAUGUAAGUACUCAACUCAAGUGUGGCUUAAAGUUAGAGACAGGGUCGGAAUGAGUUCUAUUUCGCCGAGAUGGACGGAUAUUGUUCAAUGGCUUUGUAAUCGUGAUCAUCAAAGAAGGGCCGAUACUUAUGUUGCUAAACUACUUGUAGCGGCUGCAGCGUAUAGUAUUUGGCAAGAGAGGAAUGCCAGGCUAUUUAAAAAUCAGUUAAGACCUCCUGAGACGGUUAGUGAUGUAAUCAUGAAUACAGUGCGAUACAAGUUGAUGGGAGCUAAGCUGAAGAAUACCGUUAGGGUGCGUAACCUUCUUAGAGAAUGGGAGAUUCAUACGAAAGAUAAGGAUGACGAUGGGGGCUGA
Molecule: messenger RNA, 2640 nt
Organism: Helianthus annuus (common sunflower)
Lineage: Eukaryota; Viridiplantae; Streptophyta; Magnoliopsida; Asterales; Asteraceae
Exons: 2
Coding region: 1-2640 (879 amino acids)
Source: RefSeq, a predicted model, not a curated record